UGUCAGUUAUUACAUAAAAUCUUGGGGCAGGUUUUCUAUUUAAGGAAAGUGAUGGAGAGAUACCAAUCCCCAACUCCGAACAGUCACCGGAAAAGCUGCCUAAAUUGGUCCACAAGGAAUAGUAUUAGUAGCCUUUGCUUCUCUUCCAAUAUUACUCUGAAUAAAGCAUCCAUCCUACUUGCUUAUAUCAACUAUCAACUCACGCAAAUCAUAUAUCCUUCCCCUAUAAUCUGCUUAAUCUGUGUAGGUUUGUUUCCGAUCAGAUUUCAUGGCGGAAGUAGCUGUGGUGGAAGCGCUUUUGUUCGGCGAUGAUGGAGCCAAGGCCGCCGCCACAGAGGCAGUUAUUCAUCUCACAAACAAACAGAGACACAAAUUGGCUGAUAAUGGAGCCAUUCCUCCUCUCGUCUCCAUGCUUCAUAAUCCUCCAGAUUUCAAAUCCCUAGAAUCUGCACUCUUUGCUCUCCUCAGUCUCGCCUAUGGCAGCGAAAGAAACAAGAUCCGGAUUGCGAAAUCAGGAGCUAUUCCUCUCUUUUUAAACCUCAUACGAUCACAAAUCCAUCCAUUAAUCGACCACGCCAUAGCAGCACUUUUAAUCUUAUCAUCUUGCUCAUCAAACAAACCCUCAAUGGCGACAUCAGGUGCUAUCGAAACCCUAAAUCAAACCCUCCUUCAAAACAGCACCACCCAAGUAAAACUCGACAUCAUAGUCACUCUCCAUAACCUAUCACCAUAUAUCCCCGCCUUUCUUUCAUCAUCUACAUCAUCUUCUUUAAUCCACCUCAUCCACGAAUCCGAAAAAUCAUCCAAAUUAGUCGAGAAAUCAAUGUGUCUACUCGAACACUUAUCUUCUUCAUCAGAGAUCGCGUUGAGAGCGAUUUCAUCGACAGAAAUCGGGAUUAGGGCAGUUGUGGAGAGUGUAGAAGAAGGUUCGAAGCAGUGUAAGGAGUACGCAGUUGGGAUUUUGUUGAUGAUAUGUGAGAGUAGUAGGGAGAGAUACAGAGGAAUGAUUUUAUGUGAAGGAGCGAUUCCGGGUUUGCUUCAGGUUAGUCUUGAUGGGACAAGGAGAGCUAAAGGGAGUGCUAAAUCGCUGCUUAGGCUUCUGAGGGACUGUGAGAGUGGUGGUGGUGAGAGGUUGAAGAAUAUUGUGGUGGAGGAGGUUAUGGGCGAGAUUUACAGAGGUGGAACGGAGGUUGGAAUGGUGGAGGAGAUGAUUGCUAGGCUUACUACAUGAAUGGUUUUACAGAAAAACAGAGAAGCUUUUACUCUGUUUCCUGUUCUUGUGGCUGUAUAUAUUUUAUUAUACACGUUGGUUUUAUCAUAUUUAUGAAAAGGCUAUUCACUAAAAUAACCUAAAAUAGAAGGACUUUGGAAUUAACAUUUUGCUUCAUUGAUAAUUGGUAAUAGGGCUGACAAUGGGCCAAGGCUUGUGGUGGACCUUAUCGGGCUUUGACUGGUUAACCGGCAACCCAGGCCAAAUUCAUUGGGCCAAAGGUCUGGAGGUAUUACCGGGCUAUUCCCUGGCUUUUUCUGGGCCUACCCAGGCAUCGGUCCGAGUCGGGGUAAAAUAUAGUAAUUAUUUAAAAACAUGUAACAAAUAUGUGGAUAAAUAUGAAACAAAUGCAAAUCCAUAA
Molecule: messenger RNA, 1631 nt
Organism: Lactuca virosa
Lineage: Eukaryota; Viridiplantae; Streptophyta; Magnoliopsida; Asterales; Asteraceae
Source: the annotation of a GenBank genome assembly